AUGCAGAACGGCGGGGCCAUUGUGGCCGUGGGGCAGGCCAAGUCGGCUCUCCCCGGGGCUGUGGAGACGCAGACAAAGGCAAUCGGCGUGAUCCUGCCGCCGCCGGACAUCAGGGUGAGCGUGGAGUUUGAGAAACGCAUCCUUGCCAACGAGAUCAACAACCAGAAGUUCAACUUCCUCAAGGAUGGCGACCCUUACAACGCAUACUACCGACAGAAGGUGGCGGAGUUUGGGGCGGAGAAGGCGCAGGAGGGCGCCGCUGGCGCCGCCGCCGCCGCGCCCGCGCCGGCGGCCCCCGCCCCCGCGCCUGCGCCGGCGCCCGCCCCCGACAAGCCCAAGCCCGCGCUGCCUCCCACCAAGCCUCUGGAGGCUCCCGAGGAGGAGCAGUACACGUCCCACAUCCCCGAGGGCCUCACCUCCCUCGACCUGGACACCAUCCGCAUGACCGCCCAGUUUGUGGCGCGCAACGGCAAGGCCUUUCUGACAGGGCUGGCCUCCCGCGAGCACGCCAACCCGGCCUUCAACUUCCUCAAGCCCACCCACUCCCUCUUCUCCUUCUUCACCUCCCUCUGCGACGCCUACUCACGCGUGCUCAUGCCGCCCAAGGACCUGCGCGCACGCCUGGAGAAGGACGUGGCGGACAGGUCUGUCAUCCUGGAGCGCGCCCUCAAGCGCAUGGAGUGGGAGCGCGUGGCUGAGAAGGAGGCCAAGGCGCGUGCGGCGCGCGAGGAGGCGGAGCGCGAGGCCAUGCUGUCGGUGGACUGGUACGAGUUUGCGGUAGUGGAGACGAUUGAUUUCUACGACGACGAAGUCGACGAGCUGCCGCCGCCCAUGACGGUCAAGGAC
This is a messenger RNA of Chlorella variabilis, 846 nucleotides long. RefSeq lists its product as hypothetical. Gene Ontology annotation, biological process: regulation of alternative mRNA splicing, via spliceosome; mRNA cis splicing, via spliceosome. The record is from RefSeq and is a predicted model, not a curated record. NCBI's taxonomy places the organism in Eukaryota, Viridiplantae, Chlorophyta, Trebouxiophyceae, Chlorellales, Chlorellaceae. Gene Ontology annotation, cellular component: catalytic step 2 spliceosome; U2-type prespliceosome; U2 snRNP. The transcript is spliced from 4 exons. Gene Ontology annotation, molecular function: RNA binding. The annotation marks the transcript as partial.